This is a messenger RNA of Brassicogethes aeneus, 763 nucleotides long. The record is from the annotation of a GenBank genome assembly. Lineage: Eukaryota; Metazoa; Arthropoda; Insecta; Coleoptera; Nitidulidae.
GGGGACGGCGGUGCACUCGGAAGAAAAGCACUUUCAUAAAUCUGGCGCGAGAUAUAUGUGCUCACAAUUUCCGGGAUCCGGCCAUUAAGCUACGUCGGACGGGUACGGGAGCCGCUCCGGUGUUAGAUCCACCAUUUCCCGUCUACUUUAUUUGCUGUUUGAUUUUCUCUAUAUAAUAUUUAAAGCUCCAGAUAUCCAGCAAUUCUCUAGACAGAGGUGUAAACAAUCUAUUUUGACAACAAUGGGUGGUAAUUGUUGUCAAAAAUUAGAUCUGUCAAAGUCAUAAAAUCCUAUCAAAAAUGGGCAUCGCAGAUUCGCUCUACAAGAUCAUCUACAAGAGAACCUCCACGUUCGCUUUGGCCACCGUGGUAUGUGCGUUUGCAUUUGAAGAAGCCUUUGACAGAGGAUGCGACUUGAUAUUCGAAACAGUGAACAAAGGAAAACUCUUUAAAGACCUUAAAAUACUCGAGAAAGUUAAAAAAGAUGAUGUUUCAGAUGACGGUGUGAAUGGUGUUGAAUCCACCGAAGGUAUGUCUAAUGAGGAAUGUGUAAAAGAAGAGGAAGUUUGUGAAGAUGGAGAAGAAGUAGAACAAGGAGGAGAGCAAGUAAAACAAGGAGAGCCAAUUGGUGAUGAUAAUGAAGAAUGCAAAUAAUGUUCCACAUCUAAAUAAGAUAAUUUAAAUGUUAUGUUAAUAAUUAAGAUUCUUAUAUCAACGUUUAUAAUAAACUCUUGAACUCUUAUAUUCCCUCCCAUAAUACAAAU